Punica granatum (pomegranate) is the source of this 1196-nucleotide messenger RNA. Lineage: Eukaryota; Viridiplantae; Streptophyta; Magnoliopsida; Myrtales; Lythraceae. The record is from RefSeq and is a predicted model, not a curated record.
UCUUUUUGCCAACCACUAGUGGACAAAGCAUGGGACUCUGCAGCAAGAGAUGAGUGGCGUGGCGGCUGCCUGCCUCUGACUUACAUUUGUAUUAUUGCCCGUCUUCCUUCUCACCUUCAGGCAUCUGUAAAUGGCUAAAUCGUUGGUCCGAUACUCAGUGGUGGACGCCUUCACUGACUCCCCAUUCAAGGGGAACCCGGCGGCAGUGUGCUUCCUGGAGGAGGAGAAGGCCGACGACUGGCUGCAGGCGGUGGCCACCGAGUUCAACAUCUCCGAGACCUGUUACGUCACUCGCACAUCGGGCCCGGCAAGGUUCGGUCUCCGGUGGUUCACCCCCGUCGCCGAGGUCGAGCUAUGCGGUCAUGCGACUCUAGCUGCUGCUCACUCUCUUUUCUCAUCUGCUAGCGUAGAUUCCGAUGUUAUCGAGUUUGAGACCUUAUCGGGGAUUCUAACUGCUAAAAGGGUACCUGAGAUCAAGACUCCUUGCAUCUCAGUUACCCAGAAUGGGGAAGCUGCCCGUUUCUUUAUUGAGCUGGAUUUUCCGAUGGUCCCAGUUUCGGAUUACAGUGGUGGCCAGUGGGCAUUAAUCUCCAAAGCAUUGAAUGGCACCUCGGUUAUCGAUAUGAAGAUGACAGCAGCAGAUGACCUCCUUGUUGUUUUCUCAUCAGCUGAAGAAGUUGAAAAUUUCCAGCCUCAGUUUGAUGAGAUAGAAAAGUAUCCCGGAAAUGGCCUUUUGAUAACAGCAGUAGCUCCCCCAGAUUCCAGUUUCGAUUUUUACAGUCGAUUCUUCUGUCCAAAGCUCGGAAUUAAUGAGGAUCCUAUCUGUGGGAGUGCACACUGUGCCUUAGCACCGUAUUGGUGCGAGAAACUCAGGAAGGAUCAAUUUAUAGCAAAUGCGGCAUCUCCUCGAGGUGGAGUACUGCACCUGCAGCUCAACAAGCGGAACCAACGAGUGCUGCUGCGAGGUAAAGCUGUUACUGUAAUGGAAGGCUCUCUUCUCGUUUAGUAAGUCAUUUGAAAGGGAAAGGGGGUGUCAAUGAAGCUGAUCGGAUUGGUGUAGUAGAUAUAUAAAUAAAUAAAUAUAUAUAUAUAUAUAUAUAAUAUAUCAUGGGCUUAUUAUGGACUCGAUGUAGUAGAUGUCCUUUGCUCCAGUUGAGGUGUCCAAUUUAUAGAAGCUUUAAGCACCUUCCAACUAA